Tyto alba (common barn owl) is the source of this 1853-nucleotide messenger RNA. Its product is annotated as leucine-rich repeat extensin-like protein 5. The record is from RefSeq and is a predicted model, not a curated record. Bases 567 to 1589 code for a protein of 340 amino acids. NCBI's taxonomy places the organism in Eukaryota, Metazoa, Chordata, Aves, Strigiformes, Tytonidae. The transcript has 4 exons.
CCCCAUGGGGUCCCCAAGAUGUCCCCACGGGGUCCCCACACCCCACAGGGACCCCACGAUGUCCCCACAGGGUCCCCGCACCCCUCAAUAGCCCCUCAGGGUCCCCGCGGGGGUCCCCACAGCCCCCAGGAUCCCCUCGAAGUUCCCAGGGUGUCCCCACGGGGACCCCAAGAUGUCCCCACGGGGUCCUUGCGCCCCUCAGUAGCCCCUCAGGGUCCCCCCAGGGUCCCCACAGCCCCCAGGAUCCCCCUCGAAGUUCCCAGGCUGUCCCCUCAGUGUCCCCACGGGGUCCCUGCACCCCUCAGUAGCCCCCCCACGGUGUCCCCACACCCCUCAGUGUCCCCGUGAGGUCCCCCCGUCCCCUCCACAGUGUCUCCACGGACCCCAGGAUCCCCUCAAAGUCCCCACAGUGUCCCCACAGCCCUCAGUGUCAGCUCUUAGUCCCCUCAGUGUCCCCGUGGUGUCCCCAUGUCCCCCCACGGCCCUCAGGGUCCCUCCCGGGGUCCCCACGGCCCUCAGGGUCCCCUCAAAGUCCCCAGAGUGUCCCCACACCCCUCAGUAGCCCCAUGGUGUCCCCAAGGCGUCCCCACACCCCUCAGGGUCCCCACGGUGUCCCCACGCCCCUUGGGGUCCCCUCAGUGUCCCCAUGGGGUCCCCCUGUCCCCCCCACAGUGUCCCCACAGCCCUUGGGGUCCCCACGGUCCCCAGGAUCCCCUCAAAGUCCCCAUGAUGUCCCCACAGUGUCUCCACAGCCCUCAGUGUCAGCUCUUAGUCCCCUCAGUGUCCCCGUGGUGUCCCCGUGUCCCCCCACAGUGUCCCCAGGCCCCUCAGUAGCCCCACAGGGUCCCCACAGUGUCCCCACAGUGUCCCCACACCCCUUGGGGUCCCCUCAGUGUCCCCGUGGGGUCCCCGUUGUCCCCAGGGUGUCCCCAUGGUCCUCAGGUCCUCCUCAGGGUCCCUGCCAUGUCCCCAUCAUGUCCCCACCACGUCCCCAUUCUCCUUGGGUCCCCCACGAUGUCCCCAUGGCCCUGAGGAUCCCCAGGGUGUCCCCACCAUGUCCCCAGGAUGUGCCCGUGGUCCUCGGUGUCCCCCCCAUGUCCCCAGGGUGUCCUCAGGUCCUCCUCAGAGUCCCCACCUUGUCCCCACAGUGUCCCCAUUGUCCUUGGGUCCCCCAUGGUGUCCCCAUGGCCCCGAGGAUCCCCAUGCUGUCCCCACCAUGUCCCCACGGUAUCCCCACGGUGUCCCCAUGGCCCUUGGUGUCCCCACCAUGUCCCCAGGGUGUCCCCAUGGCCCUGAGGAUCCCCAGUGUCCCCACCAUGUCCCCAAGGUGUCCCCAUGGUCCUCAGGUCUUCUUCAGGGUCCCCACAGUGUCCCCAUGGUGUCCCCAUGGCCUCAGUGUCCCUACCAUGUCCCCAGGGUGUCCCCACGACGUCCCCAUGGCCCUGAGGGUCCCCACAGUGUCCCCACCAUGUCCCCAGGGUGUCCCCAUGGUCCUCAGGUCUUCUUCAGGGUCCCCACCUUGUCCCCACGGUGUCCCCAUUGUCCUUGACUCCCUCUCGGGUCCCCCCACGGUGUCCCCACGGCCCUGAGGAUCCCCACCGUGUCCUCACCGGUGUCCCCAUGACCCUCGGUGUCCCCACCAUGUCCCCAGGGUGUCACCCAUGACUCUCGGUGUCCGUCCCCCCCCCCAUGUUCCCAGGGUGUCCCCAGGUCCUCCUCAGGCUCCCCACCGUGUCCCCAUUGUCCUUGGGUCCCUCUUGGCUCCCCCAUGGUGUCCCCACAGGGUGUGUGUGUGUGUGUGUGUGUGUCCCGUGACGUCACCCCCGCUGUCACCCUGCCCCCCCUCCUCCCCC